Nomascus leucogenys (northern white-cheeked gibbon) is the source of this 1305-nucleotide messenger RNA. It is a transcript of the gene SNCB, whose product is annotated as synuclein beta. Gene Ontology annotation, molecular function: cuprous ion binding. Gene Ontology annotation, biological process: synapse organization; synaptic vesicle endocytosis; chemical synaptic transmission. Gene Ontology annotation, cellular component: axon terminus; neuronal cell body; cytoplasm. NCBI's taxonomy places the organism in Eukaryota, Metazoa, Chordata, Mammalia, Primates, Hylobatidae. The record is from RefSeq and is a predicted model, not a curated record.
CGCCAGGUGGGGCGCUGAGCUCAGAGCUGCCGCAGCGCCAGCGCCGGAGCCGGAUCCCGAGCCGGAGCGCGCGAGCUCGCAGGGCGCGAGGAACGAGCGGUGGCUGGCGACGCACCCGAGACCCAGGCACUGCUGCGCUCCUGCUCAGGACCCGCGACCCGAACGCCUGACCCCGGCCCUAUCCCCCCUCCGGCCCCUAGUCCACCCCGGCCUGGCCUAGCGGAGCCCCCGCGUCCGCCCGCCGCAGCCGCCGCUCCAUCCCCGGCCCCGGCCCCGCAUCCAGGCCACCAGGAUGGACGUGUUCAUGAAGGGCCUGUCCAUGGCCAAGGAGGGCGUUGUGGCAGCCGCGGAGAAAACCAAGCAGGGGGUCACCGAGGCGGCGGAGAAGACCAAGGAGGGCGUCCUCUACGUCGGAAGCAAGACCCGAGAAGGUGUGGUACAAGGUGUGGCUUCAGUGGCUGAAAAAACCAAGGAACAGGCCUCACAUCUGGGAGGAGCUGUGUUCUCUGGGGCAGGGAACAUCGCAGCAGCCACAGGACUGGUGAAGAGGGAGGAAUUCCCUACUGAUCUGAAGCCAGAGGAAGUGGCCCAGGAAGCUGCUGAGGAGCCACUGAUUGAGCCCCUGAUGGAGCCAGAAGGGGAGAGUUAUGAGGACCCACCCCAGGAGGAAUAUCAGGAGUAUGAGCCCGAGGCGUAGGGGCCCAGGACAGCCCCCACCAGCAGCACAAUUCUGUCCCUGUCCCUGCCCCGCCCCCCAGAGCCAGGGCUGUCCUUUGACUCCUUCUCCCCAAUCACAAGAUCUUCCGCUCUGAGGCAACCCCCUCGGAGCCUGUGUUAGUGUCUGUCCGUCUGUCUGUCCUACCCGCCCGCGUCCAACCCCGGGGCGUGGACAGGGCCGGGGUUGCGGCCGCGGCUGGGAGCCUCGCCCUUCCAGUGUUGCCUCCUCCUGUCCAGCGUCUGCGCGGAUGUAGCAUGUUCUAUGUGUUUUUAAACGAAGAUCCGAAGCGACGGCUCCUCCCCGAUCCCCGACAGUGGCUCUCCAAGGGGCCCCCGGGCAGCCCCAGAGCACCCCGCCCCACUCUCAUUAACCCCGAGAACCUUUUUUUUUUUUUUUUAACCAAAACCAGGAGCCAGGCUGUGCCAUGUCCCCCGCACCCCAUCCCAGCCGGCCCGGUCCAAACGCGGGCGUCGUGUGUUGUGAUUGUGGCAUGGAGAGUCCCCAUCCCCCCGUGUGAGGGUGUCCCGGGCGGGUGUGCCCGGCCGCCCCCCGAGAGUCCAUGAAUAAAGCUAAUCUGUCUAUAGCCA